Ophidiomyces ophidiicola is the source of this 2010-nucleotide messenger RNA. RefSeq lists its product as uncharacterized. Lineage: Eukaryota; Fungi; Ascomycota; Eurotiomycetes; Onygenales; Onygenaceae. Gene Ontology annotation, molecular function: hydrolase activity. The record is from RefSeq and is a predicted model, not a curated record. Gene Ontology annotation, biological process: nucleotide catabolic process. The transcript is spliced from 4 exons. Bases 1 to 2010 code for a protein of 669 amino acids.
AUGUCGACCACGGAGGCUGUUGGUCAGUCAACUACUUUUAAGUGUGGCCGUCAAGGGAACCCGGAUCUCCGUCUGCUGCAUUACAACGACGUCUACCAUGUUGAUACCGGAUCCGCAGACCCGGUUGGAGGAACCCCGCGCUUCCAAACUCUGGUCAAUUAUUAUAGAAACGACGCCAGAUUCGCUGGGCUGCCCGCUAUCCUAACAUUUUUCUCUGGAGAUGCCUUCAAUCCCAGCCUUGAGAGCACUGUCACAAAGGGCCGCCAUAUGGUACCAUUUCUCAACCAUGCGGGGACUGAUGUCGCUUGUGUUGGCAAUCAUGAUCUUGAUUUCGGAAUUGCGCAGUUCAGGCACUUAAGAAGCCAAUGCAAGUUCCCAUGGCUUCUAGCCAAUGUUCUAGAUCCCGCCUUAGGUGAAAACGUCUCUCUAGCGGGCUGCGAGAAGACGUGUAUUUUGACCUCGUCCAAUGGAAUUAAGGUUGGGGUUAUUGGGCUGGGAGAACGGGAAUGGCUUGCGACAAUUAAUUCUCUUCCCCCCAAUAUAAUAUAUAAAUCCGCUUCUGAAACAGCCAAAGAAUUAGUACCUAAGCUCCGAGAACAGGGUGCCGAGCUAAUCAUUGCCAUUACCCACCAGCGAGAGCCAAAUGAUAACAAACUCGCUAAUAACACCCCUCCAGGCUUGAUUGAUAUUAUUCUUGGUGGCCAUGACCACUACUAUAUGCACAGUAUCCAGAACGGCGUGCAUGUUUUAAGAUCUGGCACUGACUUCAAACAGCUCAGCUAUAUUGAGGCAUGGAGAAAGAAAGGCCAGCCUGGCUGGGACUUUAACAUUACACGUAGAGACGUCGUGCGCUAUAUCCAAGAAGACGUUUCAACUCUCCAAUUAGUGGCAAAACUAACGUCCUCUCUGAAAUCUAAGCUACAGAAGCCCAUUGGCUAUACUGCGACCCCGCUUGAUGGCCGCUUUUGCACUGUAAGAACCAGUGAGUCAAAUCUUGGGAAUUUCGUGUGUGACCUCAUGCGGUUUUAUCACGGUGCAGACUGUUCAAUCAUGGCCGCCGGUACAAUCCGUGGAGAUCAAAUUUAUCCUCCCGGGGUACUCAGGGUUAAAGAUAUCUUGAAUUGCUUCCCAUUUGAGGACCCUGUUGUGGUGUUGAGAGUAAAUGGGUUACAAUUGCGGGCUGCCCUGGAAAAUGGAGUCAGUCAACUUCCCGCCCUGGAAGGCCGUUUCCCCCAGGUUUCCAACAUUCAAUUUGCAUUCUCAACAUCACGGCCCAGUGGUGCUCGAGUGCUAUGGGUGAAGAUUGGGAAUGACUAUAUUGAGGAUGGUAAGAUGUAUACUUUAUCUACAAGAGGCUACAUGGCAAGAGGCAAAGACGGGUUCUCGUCAUUGCUUGUGAAAAGCGAGGGUGGGGACGUUGAAGAAAUUGUUUCGGAGGAGGACGGCCUUUUGUUGAGCACUAUCUUGCGUCAAUACUUUCUAAGUUUGAAGGUUUUGGGGAAAUGGCACCGGUUUAGCCGGAGUCUCCAUCGACAUUGGGACACGGUAAACAAUAAGAUGAGAUAUGAUGGCUUGACCAAGUCUUCUCAGAAAGCUGGUUCUGUUAAGGCGCGACUGGCUACUGAUCAGGCUCCUUCUCCGUGUCCCAGCCUACAUUAUAUUGCUCUCCGACAGACAGCCAAGACACCGGCGGAGGUUCCUACAUGUGGCGCAGAUGACAGCGAAGGAAGUCUUAUGGACUCCGAAUCAGACUCAGAAGCUGAUAUACUCUCACGCCCUCGAACAUACAUCACGAAGCCUGCAAUAUCACAAGACGAUGCCGACCACAGAGAAUACCUGGCGAGGCAAGUUCUCCGAAAAUGGCGCCAAAAAAUUGGGCUGGACGACAAGAAAGUGCAUACCGUAGGCGAGGCACCGAACGAUAGUCUCCCACCAUGGACAAGGGUUAUUUCCCCAAAGAUAGAGGGAAGAAUUAUUCAAGUGGACGACAAGGAAGUGAUUAAACCAUAA